GGUGCAGGAGACGCAUGGUGCUUGCAGAGCAAAGACUUACACGAACGACGCGUGUUCAAUCGCGCUACACACCCGGCGGCGGAACCGGGGCGACCAGGACACGAGAACAGGAGAGCGUGGAGCCGCGAGACGCUGAAAAGUGGAGCGCAGAUCUAGAUGCGGGUAUAAUAUCCCAAGAAGACGGGCGGCGUGCGGGGAAGACGCGGCGAGGGGGGGAGGGACAGAACGGCGAGAGUGAGGCCCGGAAUGAGGAGGAUGCAGAGGAAGAGAAGAGAGGCAGAGGAGGAGGAGGAGGAGAAGGCAGAAAGGAGAAGCGGUCGCCGCAAAAGAACGACGGCAGAACCGGGCCCCAUGAGGAUCAUUGCGGCAAGUGGUGGGAGGGCCGCCGAGGCACGGCGGGCGGUGAUUGGCCGAGAGGAGGAGAACAAGACGGACAAGACGUCGGGCGGACGCUCGGUAGGGAUGCUGCCGCUAUCCCCCUUCGGGCGCCCCUCGCCUGCCUCUCGUCGUCCCGGACCCUCUCCCACCACACGCUUUGCCUCCGCCGCGGCCUCUGUUGCUGGCUGCCCGGCCCGCGCGCCACCAUGGACGUGUUUGCACUUGUUCGACUCGCCGGAAUCUGGAGAUUUGCCUCAACAUGGCUUUGUGUCUGGAUGGCGCUUUUCCGAUCGCUUCGCUCGCGGUAUACGGCCGGAGCCUGAUCCGGCUGCGGGGAUCAUCACGCUGAGGUCGCGGUUGGAUGCCAUAACCAUGACACACGACCCCCGCACCGAAUAUCAAUUCCCGUCAAAGUCAUAUUCCGAUGAUGGGUGAUUAUCGCAGUCGAUUGGAGAGCUUCUUUUUGCAUUUCACCACUUUAUCGGUAUUCUGAUAUAGUCCUGUUCGCAUGGACAUUACCGCAGACUCGGACAUACCUCGACUUGAUGCUGCUUAAACGCGACACCCGCGUUUCAAGUUUCGCCUUUGUCCUAUGUGUACAGAGUGGGCAUUUCUAUUAAUCGAGUGGAAUUGAAGCUCUCGACGCGUUUCUGUCGUGCUCCGUGCUGACUGCUCAUUGUAGUAUAUACUGUGGGUGUUGGUGAUCUACA
Messenger RNA from Aspergillus heteromorphus CBS 117.55, 1088 nucleotides. RefSeq lists its product as uncharacterized. Lineage: Eukaryota; Fungi; Ascomycota; Eurotiomycetes; Eurotiales; Aspergillaceae. The transcript has a single exon. Bases 15 to 701 code for a protein of 228 amino acids. The record is from RefSeq and is a predicted model, not a curated record.